AUGACUCAUCAGGUUGAAAGGAUUGUGGACAAGAGGAAGAACAAGAAGGGGAAAUGGGAAUAUCUUAUCCGUUGGAAAGGCUAUGGCAGCACCGAGGACACGUGGGAGCCGGAGCAUCACCUCCUGCACUGUGAGGAGUUUAUUGAUGAGUUCAAUGGGCUGCAUGUGUCCAAGGACAAGAGGGUGAAGUCAGGGAAGCAGGCUGGAGCCUCUAAGCUCCUUCGUGACACCCGCAGCCCGCCAGUGGAGAGACUCUCCCACAGGCCUCUGGAGCCCGGGAAGAGCAAAUCAACUUCCCACAAGCGCAAGCGUAUCAACUCUCCUCUGUCCAGGCCCAAGAAGGGGUCUUCAGGAAAGGCCCCUGGGGCUGGAGACAGGGCUGCUAAGACUGUGUCUUAUAGGACUACGCCCAGUGGCUUGCAAAUCAUUCCCCUGAAGAAGACUCAGAACGGCUUGGAGAAUGGAGACGCUGGUUCCGAGAAGGACGAAUCCCACUUUGGAAAUGGGUCCCAUCAACCAGAUUUGGAUUUGAAUGACCAGGUUGGAGAGCAGGAUGCCAGUGAUUGUGAUGGGACCCACUCUGCGCUGGUGGAGAACGGAGUUGGCCCUGCUCUGACCAAUGGAGGCCUGAACCUGCACAGUCCCGUGAAGAGGAAGCUGGAGACAGAGAAAGACUACGUCUUUGACAAGAGGCUCAGGUACAGCGUCCGCCAGAAUGAAAGCAACUGUCGGUUUCGUGACAUCGUGGUGCGGAAGGAAGAGGGCUUCACACACAUUCUUCUCUCCAGCCAGACUUCAGAUAACAAUGCGCUGACGCCCGAGAUCAUGAAGGAAGUCCGACGGGCACUGUGCAAUGCAGCCACAGACGACAGCAAGCUGCUGCUGCUCAGUGCCGUGGGCAGCGUGUUCUGCAGUGGCCUGGACUAUUCCUACCUGAUCGGCCGGCUCUCCAGUGACCGGAGAAAGGAAAGCACACGGAUCGCAGAAGCCAUCAGAGACUUCGUGAAGGCCUUUAUCCAGUUUAAGAAGCCCAUCGUGGUAGCCAUCAAUGGGCCAGCACUGGGCCUGGGAGCAUCCAUUCUACCCCUCUGUGACAUCGUAUGGGCCAGUGAGAAGGCCUGGUUUCAGACACCAUAUGCUACUAUCCGCCUCACACCUGCUGGCUGUUCCUCCUACACCUUCCCCCAGAUCCUGGGUGUGGCGCUGGCCAAUGAAAUGCUGUUCUGUGGGCGGAAACUCACUGCCCAGGAGGCAUGCAGCCGGGGUCUUGUGUCCCAGGUCUUCUGGCCCACGACAUUCAGUCAGGAGGUCAUGCUGCGGGUGAAGGAGAUGGCAUCCUGCAGUGCUGUGGUUUUAGAGGAGUCCAAAUGCCUGGUCCGAAGCUUCCUCAAGUCAGUGCUGGAAGACGUUAAUGAGAAGGAAUGCCUCAUGCUGAAGCAGCUCUGGAGCUCAUCCAAAGGCCUGGACUCCCUCUUCAGCUACCUGCAGGACAAAAUCUAUGAAGUCUGAAGGCCCCAGCCUGGGAGCCCCAUUGCUCCAGGGUACCCGACUUCCAGCUGGGCCCUGUGUUUCUGCCAUCGGAGCCCAGGGUCUACCCUAGCCAAGAGUUUGUCAGGGUGUGUCUUUACACCUAGGGUUGUGUCCAUUCCUCGUGUCCUUUGGUUGUUUCUCAUUGGUUUGAUUUUGUGUAAUGGUGGGAAAUGCAGUACCCUUGGCCUCCCCAUGUCCCUAUCUCAGCCAGCCCUAGAUCUUUCCAGGGUUACAGCUUCCCAGGGCUCUGCCGGGCACUGCUGACCUUCCCCACCAGCUGAAAUGCUCCACCACCAUGGUCCAGAAGGGGAAGACCAACCUCCCCCAUCCUCCUGACUCAGGCUGUGUCUACACAGUGCCUCCAACUUGAGAUGAGGCCAUCACGGUUCUCUGAUGAAAUGAUCUGGGACCAGGGGACAGUCAUCUUAGGGAAUCACAGACCAACAAGCACGCGACUAACACGUGACUAUGUAGGCCCCGUAGGCCCGGCUUCAGUCUCCUCUCCAAUGCAACGCAAUGCGGUGUGACUCUUAGGGCUUGGUCUUAAAACCCAGCUGAGUGAUUUACAAACCCAGAUAUUGUACAUUUAGAAAUGUUUUGUUAAAUAUAUAUUUUUAAAACAAUGUAAGUGGAAAUUCUGAUAAUUUAUGUGUAUUAUAUGUAAAGCUAGUUUUGCAAAAACAUGAAUUACUAGGAAAUUUUUUUCUGUAUUGGGAUUUAUUUUAUUUAUUUAUUUUUGUUUAUAUAUUAUGAAGUCUAUUGUUCACACAGAUCUUAUUUUCAUACUACCCUGGACCAAAUACUAUUCAAGGUUCAUGCCGUUUGGUGCACUCCCACAAUGAGCCAUGUGGAAAGUUCAGAGAUGAGAAUGGAAGACGUUUUGUGGAUUUAAAAGGAACAACGCUGUGUCAGAUCCUCUCCAUACCACUCUUAGAACAUGAUGCCAGUUCUCCAGUCUUGUUUUUAGGACAAGUCAUGGUGGGUUUUUCUCUGUCACUCACUGUCGUUAAGGAGAAUUGAGGACUCUUGUCACCCCAAAGGGUCUCAAAGCAGGACCCCGUCCUUAAAUGUGUGAUAUUAAGAAAGGAUAGGGUGCAGUCCUAUUUCAGGAUGAAAUAUUCCCUAGGGUGAGGUAUUCGUUCGUUCUGAGAUAGAGGAAUGGGCUUGGAUUUCCGAGAUCUUUCUUCAAUAUGGAUGUUAAUGUCUUGGUUAACCUUCUGGGAGUGUUGAGAAAGAAAACUCAGUCUCAGGAGUUUCUGUAGGGUCCACACCAUUUUACUUCCAGAAGCCUGAACAAUGAAUCUUUUUUUUUUUUUUCUAGCUGGGAGAAUACAAGGGAGCAGUAUCCAGCAUGGAGGUCUCCUUGCCUCAAUGGCCCUGGGCUAUUGGAGGCCUCCAGUAGCUGUGUUUGUGUGAUCCAACUCAAGUCCCUGGGUCUGCAUGGGUGGACUUUGGGUUUGAGUUUAUGAAAAGUCAGGAAAUGGAAGGGACCCAUUAUGCUUGGCGCCUCAAACCUAUUUGAGAUCAUGUGCCCAGAGAAAAUUAGACCGUCAGGGUGCCUGGAUAGUUCUAGAUGUGUUCCAACCUUGACCUCUGUUCUUUCUCUUCAUUCCCUCUGAGUUCCCAGUCUUUCUUGAAAAGCCCUUCCUUGGGGAACAUGGGAGGCAGCACUGAGUUGGCACAGCUUGUGGAGGGGAGGUGGGCUGCAAAGAGGGAAAGCUGGUUUUCUGGCUGCACUUGAUGGGAAUGGCUACCCCAGUCACAAGUGGAAGGAGUGUGUGGCCUUGGCUUUGAAUGACACAGGUAGCUGAAUAUUUGUAUGAGAACUGGUGAAGUGGCCCUCUAAACAGUGGUUCCCACAUGGACUUGGCCUUGUGAGCCUUAGUAUGGCCUUUCACACUAUAGAAAGCGUUAGAGGUUAGAAGGGUUCAGGAAGAAAGAAACUUCACUUCUGCAUUCUCUCUCAGCCUGUGCCACCUUGGCCAUGAGGAGCCUGGAGGUACAGCCGCCUUGGCUAUGUUCAGUCAUAGGAAAAUGGAACUGAAGCCUGUGGCUCCCUGGUGUCCUGGUAGAGCACUGUAGGAGCCGUAGACUUGGGUGUAGAGAGUUCAUACAGGAGAACACCUGACUCUACCUGGCGCCUGUUGUUGAAACAUUCCCAUUAGAUGAGUUCCAUGUGCACUUCCUCCAAACUCCUAAGGUAGCCCUUGUUCUUGUACAUGUCUCCAAGACUCUUCACUAUUGCUGCCUCCCCUAUAGGACCCGCCCCCUGUGCUUUCUCAUCAAGCCAGCUUUGUCCGUAGGGAGGCAACGGGUCAGGAUUCUUCCUGGAAAUGGAAGGGGGUGUUUAGAAAUUCCCGUUAAUCAGUGUCCAUCUCUGAGCCCUGUUGAUACAAUCAGAAUUGCUUCAGUGUUAGAUCUUUGAUGAGCACCAAACCUCUGAAUGUGUCAAGAACCUGUGAUGACUGAGGUAGACAUGGGACUAUUUCCAAGGUGGAAUUCACACUGCUAGUUUUAAAAGACUGUGUUUUGUCUGUUUGCAAAAAGUCCUUUCAAUAAGAUAGUUCUGCUACCUGGGCACACAUCAUUUAGUCAGUCUGCUGCAGGGCUGGCUGAACCACUGGAAUGGCUGUGUUUCAAGGUAGCUGUUGGGGUAGUGUAUAGUUGAAAUGCAGCUGACCUCCAGCAUAUGGAGCUGGGGUGGAGGGGACCAGCCCUGUGGUUGUGUUCCGAUUAUCCUAAAAGCUUUAUAGAGGGAGGGUGCUGGCUUCCAUCUUCUAUCUUGUACCCCAGUGUCCUCUCUCUGCCCGUGAGGUCCUCCUGCUUGUCCCUUUACCUCCCUUGUUAUUUUCCCAUGGCGUCCUUUCCUAGGGCCCAAGUAAGUCUUUAAGGAAUUGUAGAUGGUCUUGGAAGGCCCAACUCAGAGUUCCUUUCAAUUUGGAAUGACAGCUGUGGGUGAGAAGUAAAGAGUGCCACUUCUGAGUCAAGGUCCCUUCUAGCAAGCCACUCAGGACUCCCCGUGUCUGCCAUAAUGUUGGUGAUGGCAACUUCUGGCACGAUGAUAUGACACUGCUGGAGUUAGAUGCUUUGAUCCUGAGGGACUUCUGAAGAUUGUGGUUGAGAUGGCCAGACCACCAGAGCAUGUGGAAGCCACCUUGUAAUGUGGAUAUUCUUCUAUUUAGGUGACCCUUUCCUGCUUAGAAAUAAAGUCUGAGGGGAAACACGUAUAUGCCGAGAAUGAAGUAACUACAUGAAGGAAGCUUAGAAACGACUUAAAAUAUUAUUCUUGGGCAUAGAGCAAACUCAGAAUUGUCCUCUCAGAAGCGUGAAAAGAUGAGUUGCCCAUGUGAUGUUCGAUAUGAGGAUGGGAAAAUAAUCACAGUAGACUUUGAACAAUGCAGUUUUAUCUCUGAAUCCCUCUUUUACAAAUAGCCUCACUGAAUGCUGAACUAUAUCCCCCCACUACUAACUGCUGAUUUCAAAAAUCUCUUUAGAAGUUUGUAAUUUCUUUUAAAUUUGUAUUUUAGUCCCAUUCACACACUUUUUCAAUCUAGUUUCUAUAGAAGUCUUUUUUUUUUUAAAUAGAAACAUCCUCAAAUCUUCCUAUGGAACAUUUAGAAGGAAGGCUUGCUUCUCUCCUGUGUUUCUGUAUUAAGAUACUUAGAUUUGUUGUAUAUAUGAGUCAAGAUGCCCUCACUAAUAUACACAGUAUUUAAGACUCCAAAUGAGAUUUCUUAAGUAUAUUAUUUUAUUCUCUGUAAAUGGUUUUGUAAACUCUUGGAAAUCUACACUUUUUGCCUUUGCAGAUACAUCUUUGGGGGCUUGUCUUGCAUGUGUGUUUUUUGUUGUUAUUGUAGCUAAGUGCCGCUUAGUUCUUUCUGCGGGUUUUUGUUGAAAUGCUUAGACUUUAAUACAGUAUAUAUAUUUUCAGAAUAUAAACUUUUAUAUUUCUGUGGUAAAUUAGGACAUGCGUUUUAGGCAAUCUUUUCCAUUAAUAUCACUUCUUCCUUCAAAACAAUAUAUCACAUGCUGGUUUGGUGCCAAUUUUUUUUAAUCAAAUGGUCUUACAUCAUUAAGAAAUCCAGUCAAUUUUCUUUUUUCUAGAAGUCAUCGCAUUUGAAAUCUAAUUUGAAAAUUACUGAAUUUGUGGAAUAAGCCUUACCAUUAGGUUCAAUAAUCCUUCUGACCUUCAAAACUAUGUGAGUAGUUCAAGCCCUUCCUCCCCCAUAAAUUCUCACUGUGUGGCAGUUGACGGAGUUGUGAACAGAGCCUUAAGGUUGUUGCAAAAAAAUAAAUAAGUAAGUAAAAGGAUAAUACGGGUUGUUUCCUCCAUGUAAGCCAUGUUGGUGGGCUCAGUGCAGUCUGUCAGUAGCUCGUGGCUGAUCUGAAGAGAGUGGUGGAGCUGAUGGCGGCAGGGACCAGGUGGAUUCCCUGGUGAAUGUCUUUGGCUGGUAAGACUGGACCCAGGACAGGUUCUCUGAACCACUUUCAUUCUAGUCACAUGGUUCAGAGAUAGUGACAAGGAGGGCUGCUGAUUCAUCAUUUGUUCUAAACAAAUGACCUUUCCUGCUUCUGACCCUGGUGGGGACCCCAGGUUCCUUGUGGGUGACCUGAAAAAUGUCCAGGGUAGCUGAAGUCAGCACUCUCUGAGAGAUGUUAACAAAGUUUACGUAAGAGUCUUACUGUGUAGACAAUCUGGAGUCAGUUUUUGUUCCAUCAUUGGUAUUGCCAUGUGUCCUUGGUGUUUCUGUGAGGAAUUGUGUGUCAAGCCAUACUAGACUGGAGUUCAGCAGGAGGGACGUACUGAAGAUGCAGAGCAUGUGCAGCAGGCCAGCUGGUCUAUCCAGGCCUGAUUCAGUGGCACAGAAAUCACAGCUUUUAUCAGCAGUGGGCCCUGUGUAUCUUGGAAUCUAAUAGAGUUAAUUCUCAAAAAUUAAAUUACAUUUUUUUGGUAGGUGAUACUCCAGCCAUCACCAGCUGAUUCUCCAUAUCAACCCUUGAAAUAGGAUCUUGAGUUCAGAGCUGUGUGGCUAAGCAUGUGAUCCUUCUCUAGGAAGUGUCCAAAGUCACCUUCUUAGCUAUUAGGAUUGAGAUUGGCAUGUGCCCAUGUGUCAGUCAGAAGACCUGACAUCUAGGGUUAAGAUUCAGCCUAGUAUCUCUGGGUUGGCCUCACCUCUUUGUCCCAACAUCUAGUCUGAUGCUAGAGCUUGUUAAGUUGACUCUGGGAAGUUCAGAGGGUGUAGAGUUUUCCAUCUAGUAUUUAAUUUGCCAUUGUGCCAUUAGUUCCAGCUUGAAGUUAUUUUCUAAUGUCUAUAUUAACAAGAUUGUAAAAAUAAUUGCCUUUCAUAAAACCAAGGACCAAAGAAUUCCAUUAUUCCAACCAAGCAUGGGUUUCAUAUACUGUAGGCACAUCUGGGUCCAGAUGUGUGAGCUUCAUGGCACAAAGGAACCCUUGGUUCCCCCAAACUCGUGCUCCCCCUGACUGGCCAUGCAGAGAAGUUGAAUAUCUUGUUGAAAAGGUUCUGAAGGAGAGUUUCUGAGAUUGGAACUUAGUAUCUCUGGUGGGUGUUUCUGCUGUAUAGUCUCAAGUUUUUAUUUAUCCCAUUACAAAGAGGAGCUCCGGGUUCCCACCAGGUGUCUGACCACUGUAGACUCUUCCAUCUGCUUGUGGGCCUCCAGCUGAAGUUUUGCAGCCAGGUCUCCAGGGAUAUAUCCUGUGACUGCCAGAUGUCCAUCUCUUUAGUUCCUCAUCAAGCCAUUCCACUUCCUGCUUGGUAGAGCAGGAAUUUUCCUCAGUGCCCCCACCAGGGGAUGCCCCAUUCUCAUUCAUGAUGAUGUCAUUGACUUCUUAACUAAUCCAGAGAUGACCGAUGUUAAAGAAGUGCUAUUCUAUUGGUAAGGCUUAUUACCAAACUUCUGAUAAUGAUAAUGAAGCAGGCUACCAAAAACGUAUCCAGCUCACCCUAGGAGUGUUUGGGUUUGAUCAUGGAUGUAGCAUACACACCAAAAUCCAUGGAUACCUUUGCAGGCUAGGUUACUAGUAUUCUUUUGCCAGAUUUUCACAGGAGAGUCUUUAGUUCUGGAUACUUGUAAGUAUGAGUCCUUCAUAGAGUUAUAUGCAGGUAUAGCUGGCCCAUUCUCCAUGUUGUAAAUAUUUUCCCCAAACUGGGUGCAGUACUGAGGGUAAUAAUCUUCUGAUUUAUCAAAUGCUGACUGUCUGGAGCAAAUCGUCCACUCUUUGUGAAUGGUCCUGUAACGUAUAUGAACAUAUUUCUGGGUGCCUUAGAAGUUGUAUUUUUCAUGUGUGCUAAUAUGCAGUAUUUAUACAUUGUGAGAAGCUGCUUUGAAUAAAAAGAUUGAAACUU
Peromyscus eremicus (cactus mouse) is the source of this 7895-nucleotide messenger RNA. RefSeq names its product chromodomain Y like 2 (gene Cdyl2). The coding region runs from base 1 to 1509 and encodes 502 amino acids. The record is from RefSeq and is a predicted model, not a curated record. Gene Ontology annotation, cellular component: nucleus. The transcript has 7 exons. Gene Ontology annotation, molecular function: transcription corepressor activity. NCBI's taxonomy places the organism in Eukaryota, Metazoa, Chordata, Mammalia, Rodentia, Cricetidae.